GGCAGGGGCAAGGUAAGGGGGAAGCGGGAGCAUAUUCGCUUGGCAGAGUGCGGGCAGUAACGAAAAUCAGGGCAAGCCCUGCGAGGGCUCGCGGGAACUACGGGGGGCUCCACGGAGUGAUAUGAUACUGUAGUCCACAUGAAUCCACUUUUUCGUAGGAGCAAAGUAUCCCUGCCCGCGACAUAGGGACGACGGAGGGAGCAAAGGUGAAGAUUAAUUAAUAACUAAACGGUAAUAACAGUAAUAACACCUUCUAAUGGGAAAAGUGGGAGAAGUCAUCUCUCCAGGUCCCGUUGGUUCACCCUGUCAUGGGUACAAGUAUCAUACCCGUGUUUUCCCACUCUGCUUUAUCACCGUUUUUCCAUGUACAGCACUUCGUCCGAUCUUCCCCACUCUGCAAUUGCAAUGAGGAUUUAUCGGGUGCUGGGCCGUGAUGCUAGCAACUGGCAUUCCAGCACCCCUAGUCAAAACACCGCUCAGGAACCUCGGUCGCCGGUUGUCACGUUCCUUUCCUGGCGGCUGGACCGAGUUUUGGAGAGAGAGAGAGAGAGUUGUCUUCCUUCUCUUGUGCCUGGCUUGGCACAGAGCUCACUCUUACCCGUACCAUCGGUGUAUCAUACCGACACGCCUGGAUCAACACGCCUGGCUCCUGCAUGUCCUCAACCAGCCUGAGGCAACACAUCCAGAAAUCACUCUCCAAAGUUCACCACAGAUAGGGUGCAGGGGCUAAGAAGAGAUUGGCUAAGUGGAAGGUAAACACAGGAAAAGAAGAAAGAAAAAAAAGAAAAAAACCUCCCGAAUACGGUGUCAUACCUAUACUAGAUUCAUUACACGCUUGGUUCCGUCUAAUCAUUUACCCUAUCAAUCUCGAGCCAAUUAUUCCACGCUCGCUCGCGGACGCUUAGCUCCUACGGUACUUCCCCAGAACCUCGCCUUCGUCCACAAUCCCUCCUCCUCCUUCUCCCCCAUUCCGCAGACCCUACCCAUCCCCGGCCUUCUAUCUCAUUUCUUAUUUCCGCCAUGAGAGCAUAGGAACGUCACUUCCUCACAACACCCGGAAAAUCAAAUGUUUACAGCAACACGGAACUUUUUCAGACGCAACCGCAGGAACUUUGCUAUCGGCGUCGGUCUUGCCGGCGCUGGCUACCUUGUCACCAAUUAUGUCCUAUCGAAGCUCUCGGAUGCCCGAGAGCGCAUGUCCAGCGACCGGAUAGCCCGCGAAAAGUGAUGUUUCCUCCUUCCCCCCUUGACAAUUCGAUUCCCCCAUACUGACGGAUGAUGGUUGUGGGGGUGAAGUCUUCGCCGGCGGUUUGAACAAAAUCAGGAGGAUUGCACAUUCACCGUGCAAGCCCUACUCCCAACUGCUACCCAAUUGAUUCUCGAGGAGUUGCCCGUUGAGAAACUCACCCAGGAGCUACAGCAGAAGAAGGCUGCGCGGAUCGCAAAGAGUGGGACCCUUGCAGGAGCUGGCAUACCGAUAGAUGCGGCAUCCGAGGCUUCGGCCGCUAUCACUGCGUCCGGAGGUAAAGACGACGAUGCGCAAUCUGUGCAGUCCUUCGCUUCGGAGUCGUACGUGAUGGCGCAACGGGAAGGCGAGGAGAAGCCGGCAAGGAAGUCAAGGGUGAAGCUUUGGGACGAGAUCAAGAUCAGCUGUAAGUUUUUCGCAAACCACUACCCCCGCCCUCGAGCCGCGAAUUAAUGAGAUUGCGCCAAUCCAGCUUUAUCACGGUCCUUCACCCUGCUGUACACCCUUACCCUGCUUAGUUUACUAACCAGAGUCCAACUCAACCUCCUCGGCCGUAAAAACUACCUAUCCUCCGUCGUCACCCUAUCGGCGCGCGACGGCGAGCCUACCAUUCGCCUGGAAGAUCAUGAGACCGGGGGUUAUGGCACGGACAUGGCAACCAACCAGCAGUACCUAACCUUCUCUUGGUGGUUACUGAACCAAGGAUGGCGACGACUCCUUCAGAGGGUCGAUCAAGCCGUUCGGGAGGUUUCCGCUUCGUAUGUCUCAUUUUACUUUUCUUCUUCCUUUCUUUCACUCGCUCCUCACAUUCAAUGCAUGGCGGAAGGCAGCUCCACUACGAUGGUUGAGGGUUGAAAUAAAAACUGACAAGCCUGGAUCUAAAGAUGGACAGCGAGGGACACCAUCUCACUGGGACAAAUGAAGCAGCUAAUCCUCGAGACCCGGAAGAUCAUCGAGGCGGAAGGUGAAUCCAGGUAAGCAAGCCCAAUUUCUCCCACCCCGUAUCGUGACCACAAUCACGAUAGCUUCUCCCCCACGUGGGAGACCCGUCCCAAACCCGCACCCCCAGCAAGCUAACCACACAAGACCCACCAGUAUCUGGCUUCCAUUCCUCCUCCCCCCACGCUCCGACGAAGCCAUAGUCCUGGCCGAAUCCGGCAUCGCGGCAACCCCCGAGGGCGAAGAUCUGGACAUCGUCUCCCCGUCCCUCCGCCGCCUCCUGGACGAGACCUCGGACCUGAUAGACUCUCCCAACUCCUCUGCCGUGACACGCAAAAUGCUGGACGCCGGCUUCAACUUCUUGCUGGAGAAACUCGCCGAUGGGGCAUUCAAGCAGAAGGCCAUGGCACUCCCGGCCACCAUAACGAUGGAGAGCCGCAUCACACCCACACGCGAUGGUGGCGAGGAGAAGGCGUUGAUGGAGGACGAUGCUGCAACGACAAAGUUUGCCAGCGUGCUCGCUGUGCUCGCGAGACAGGGGCAUUUGAUUGGGAAUGGAGUGCCGAAUGAAUACUUGCAAGUGUGUUACCUCUCCCUCUUCCCUCUCCCUCUCCCUCCGAUUUCAUCCCGCGCCCCUCUCGAUCCCCUCAUCCCACGCCGGACAACGCUGCAGUGCUUUUUAUUGUACAGCGAAGCUAUGUGUGAAUUCUUGGUAGGUCCAACGUUGCUAACACGUCGUGAUUGGGCAGGUUAUUGAGCAACAAAAGGAGUUAGAAGCUUUCAGCGCUUUAGUAUAUUCGUCAAAUUUUGAGUUCGUUGCCGAGACGGACGACGGUCCUGCAUCCUGGUUUUGAGACACAAAGGAUGGACACCUUUCUUGUCUGUUUGCUCUAUAAUUCCCUAAAUACUCCCCCCCGUUCCUCCUCCUUUACGAAGACCUAUUUCCCUCGCCCCCAAAGUACUGCCAUCAUGUAUUGUAUCAAGGGCCGCAAAUUCAAGACGUUUCUAUUCUCCUUCCCUUCCUCUUUAAUUCAAAGCAAAUCAUUUCCCC
Molecule: messenger RNA, 3236 nt
Organism: Tuber aestivum (summer truffle)
Lineage: Eukaryota; Fungi; Ascomycota; Pezizomycetes; Pezizales; Tuberaceae
Source: the annotation of a GenBank genome assembly